This is a messenger RNA of Diospyros lotus (date-plum), 189 nucleotides long. The record is from the annotation of a RefSeq genome assembly. Lineage: Eukaryota; Viridiplantae; Streptophyta; Magnoliopsida; Ericales; Ebenaceae.
AUGACUAUUGCUUUCCAAUUGGCUGUUUUUGCAUUAAUUGCUACUUCAUCAAUCUUAUUGAUUAGCGUACCCGUUGUAUUUGCUUCUCCUGAUGGUUGGUCAAGUAACAAAAAUAUUGUAUUUUCCGGUACAUCCUUAUGGAUUGGAUUAGUUUUUCUGGUGGGUAUCCUUAAUUCUCUCAUCUCUUGA